GGAGAUUGAGCCAAAAUAUUUGUGCACGUGCGACGCGCACCUCCAGCAAACAAAACCGGCUGUUUAUAAUAAUUGUUGCCUGCUUUAUAAGAAUCUUAAUUAAUAAUUAAGCUUUAACUAAGGAUUCAAAAUCAUGUCCCAGUAUACGUCUCGCUCCGAGUCCGAUGUGGGAAUCCGUCUUCGGCUUGGAAAACAACCCAGACUUUGUGCAGUUAUCAAAGAUCGGUAUUCAGACUUUCAUGUUAAUGAAAUCGACCCAGAUGGAAACAUUGUAAAGUUGACGUCGCUGACUGCACCGGUUGACAAUUCAGCAGCAGAAGCUUUGAAGGAUCCCCAAAUUAUUACUUUAAUCCCGGAAGAUGUUCGUCAAAAAAUUGGUGAUAUGCAGGAACGGCUCAACGCCGUGGUAGAUAAGAGAAAUAUCAAGAAUGAUAAGGAAUGUGUCGAAAUUAAGGCGACGGAUCUCGAAAAGGAGAGCAGAACGCGGAUACAUCGUUGGAUUUCUACAUUUGAUAAGCUCAGUUCUGAAACGGUAGACAAAGACGGGGACAAGUUUAUCACAAUUGUUGCAAUGAAAGGGGGCGAUCGAGGCAAACGUCGCCCAGCAAAUCGGGCGAAAUAUACUCAUUGUGUCCUCUACAAGGAAGGUGUUGAAACAUCGGAGGCGAUUGGAUUCAUUGCCAAAAAGCUAAAUAUGAACCCAGGAUUCAUCUCUUACGCCGGAAUAAAAGAUAAACGAGCCAAAACUAGUCAACGACUUUGCAUUUCAAACAUCGAAGCGAGUCGUCUCGUUUCAAUUUGCAAAUACAGGCAAAAUAUUAAACUCGGAAAUUUCGCGUACCACCCCAAACCCAUUGCUCUCGGAGAUCUGAAGGGGAAUCAUUUCAAACUGCUCCUCAAAAACUUGAGAUUUAGCGAAGGGGACGAAAUUGAAAAUUUAGGAUUGAAUGAUGUCGUCACUUCCGCCAUGGAGUCGCUCGCAUCUGCCGGUUUCAUCAACUAUUACGGGAUGCAACGUUUCGGUUCGUAUGCGGUGUCCACACAUCAAGUUGGGUUAGAGGUCCUGAAGCAAAACUGGAUCAAGGCCUACGAUUUACUCCUCUCUCCAAAACCGAACGAUCCUUCAUUCCUCGCCAAGGCGAAAGAUUUGUGGUUAAAGGAGCGCGACCCUAUUGGGGCACGUUCCAUGUUGCCCUCUCGAUUUGUAACUAUUGAGUCCAACCUCCUUCACGGUUUGGCCCGUUCCUACGCGAGGAACGAUUUUGUCGCCGUUUUUCUCAACAUGCCGCGACCACAACGACUUCUAUACGUCCACGCAUAUCAAAGCUUAAUGUGGAAUCGGGUCGCGUCCUUUCGAGUGGAGGAAUAUGGGAUUGAUUCGCCAGUCGUGGGGGAUUUGGUUUACGUUGGGGAAGGGGAAGAAGAAAUAUUAGAGUUUGAAGUUAAUGAUGCUCUCAACGAUGUCAGAGAACACUCUGCGUCCGAUAGCAAAUCCGCCCCAAAGAAGUUGGAAGUGAAAACGUUAACCCAAGAAGACAUUAACUCUGCAAAGUACACAAUUUACGAUGUCCUCAUCCCUCUGUACGGAAGUGACGUAAAAUUUCCAGAAAACAAAACUAAAGACUUUCUUACCAAAAUGUUGGAAGAUGAAGGAAUUAGUUCAGACUGUUUCGAAAGAUUUAGACCAAUUGGAGAUAAACCAACCGGUGGGUACAGAAAAUUGCUCGUCCGUCCCACCAACGUGUCGCACACGCUGCAUACUUACUCUGACUCUGAUAACCUCGACUCUUACAUUAAAUCAGACUGGGAAGAGCUAAACGAAGCGUCGCCAUCAAAUGGGGAAUCUGCCAGGGCGAAGACAGACGACUCUUCGACUACCACCGAUUCGUCCACUUCCAAAAAAACUUGUUUAGUCCUCGCAUUUUCUCUUCCUUCUUCGUCCUAUGCGACAAUGGCACUGCGAGAAAUUAUCAUGGAACAGGACAAAUCAUGUCAUCGCAACGAUGAUGCCAAUAAAAUCUCACAAAUUGAACCUUCCACAAAGCAAGAACAAGCACAUAACGACGACCCCAGUGAAGCUGAACCGUCUCUAAAGAAGCCAAAGGUUGCCGAAUAGUUGGGAUAAUUCUGAUUUAAUUUUGUCCAAAUGUUUAUUACUUGACAUAUUUAUUUAUAUGCAAUCAAUAAAGACUAAAUUAAUUAUCAUAACAUUUCAAAUACUAAA
Folsomia candida is the source of this 2224-nucleotide messenger RNA. It is a transcript of the gene Pus7, whose product is annotated as pseudouridylate synthase 7 homolog. Gene Ontology annotation, cellular component: nucleus. Lineage: Eukaryota; Metazoa; Arthropoda; Collembola; Entomobryomorpha; Isotomidae. Gene Ontology annotation, biological process: pseudouridine synthesis. The coding region runs from base 134 to 2116 and encodes 660 amino acids. Gene Ontology annotation, molecular function: RNA binding; pseudouridine synthase activity. The transcript is spliced from 9 exons. The record is from RefSeq and is a predicted model, not a curated record.